Molecule: messenger RNA, 636 nt
Organism: Knipowitschia caucasica
Lineage: Eukaryota; Metazoa; Chordata; Actinopteri; Gobiiformes; Gobiidae
Source: the annotation of a GenBank genome assembly
AUGAGGACUGGGAGAGAGGGCAGAGGAGGGAGGGAGGAGGGAGGGAGGGCAGAGGAGGGAGAGAGGGCAGAGGAUGGGGGGAGGACAGAGGAAGGAGGGAGGGAGAGGAGGGCAGCGGAGGGCGUGGUGCAGCGGAGGGAGGAGGGCAGAGGAGGGAGAGAGGGAGCGGAGGGAGAGAGGGCAGCGGAGGGAGAGAGGGCUGAGGAGGGGGGGCGAGGACGAGGGGGAGAAGAGGGCAGAUGGAGGGAGAGAGGGCAGCGCCGGGGCCUCUUUAACGCCGCUGUUCUACCGCUGCCCUCUCUCCCUCCGCUGCCCUCUCUCCCUCCUCUGUCCUCCUCUCCCUCCUCUGCCCUCUCUCCCUCCGCUCUGCCCCUCUCCCUCCCGCUGCCCUCUCUCCCGCCCCUCUGCUCCCUCCCUUCCCACCGCUUGCCCUCCUCCGCUGGCCUCUCUACUCCCCUCCCUCCUUGCCUGCUGUCCGCCCUCCCUCCUCUGCCUCUCUCCCUCCUUGCCCUCCCUCCCGUCCCUCCCUCCUCUGCCCUCUCGUCCCUCCUUCUGCCUCCCUCCUCUGCCCUCUCGCCCUCCUCUGCCCUUCUCCUCCUCUGCCCUCUCUCCUCUCUUCGCAACCAUCAGCCCUGA